Molecule: messenger RNA, 4181 nt
Organism: Cuscuta epithymum
Lineage: Eukaryota; Viridiplantae; Streptophyta; Magnoliopsida; Solanales; Convolvulaceae
Source: the annotation of a GenBank genome assembly
GUAUGAUCUUGACCACUGCUCCUCCAUAAUUACUCCCCAUUUUAUAUUCUUUGUCGUCAUCCUCUUCCCCUUCACCACAUUUUCUCUCCUCCUAACAGAUAGUCUCUGAUCUUUUGGACUCCAAAUUCCGAUUUCAGGUCCGAUGGAGCCACCCGAGCACGACGCCGUAGCUCACGGUUCCGCCGAGGAGAUCAUCCUCCGGUGGGACUCCACUGCGUCGGAAGCAGGUGCCAGAGAGAGGAUGAUCUUCAGCGGAGACCGCGAUGAGGUCGCCCAAUACUUGCGCGCCGUCGAUGAACUCCAAAGCUCCAUGGAAUCGGCCUGCUCGCUCUCCGAUGGCCAGAGCAAAGGCGACGGAGCGAUCCAGAUCGCCAUGGCUCGGCUCGAGGACGAGUUCCGAAGCAUCCUCAUCGCUCACACCAGCCCUGUUGAAUCUGAGUUGCUGCUCGAGUCUAGGAGCUCUACCUCUUCCAGAAUCAGCUGUAGCUCCAGGAGCAGCUGCAACGGGAUGAGCUCGGGAGAGCAAGAGCUCAGGAGCUUCGAUUUUGGAGAUGAGAGCUCGAUGUGCGAUGAGCUAGAGCCUCUGGAGAGCAGGAUGAGCAGCAACAGUUACCGAUCGUCGAGUAGCAUCAGAGAAAUCGACCUCUUGCCGCCAGAUGCAGUCCAGGACCUCAGAAGCAUCGCCGAGAGGAUGAUUUCCGCAGGAUAUCUGCGUGAGUGCAUCCAGGUGUACGGCAGUGUCCGGAAGUCGGCGAUAGACGCUAGCUUCAGGAAGCUUGGUAUAGAGAAGCUGAGCAUUGGCGAUGUCCAGAGGAUGCAAUGGGACGCUCUUGAAGUGAAGAUCCGUAACUGGAUACGUUCCGCCAAAUUGUGCGUCUGUAUACUCUUCGCCAGUGAGAAGAAGCUCUGCGAGCAAAUAUUCUCUGGAUUAGAUACAUCAGCGGAAGACGCUUGCUUCUCGGAGACUAUCAAAGGUCCGGCUAUUCAGCUUUUCAAUUUCGCAGAAGCUAUUAGUAUUAGCAAGCGAUCUCCAGAGAAACUGUUUAAGAUUUUGGAUCUACACGAUGCUUUAUCGGAGUUAAUGUUUGAUAUAGAAUUCGUUUUUGAAUCAAAGAACACGCAGUCAAUUAGGGUUCAGGCAAGUGAAAUGUUGUCCAGGUUAGGAGAGGCAAUAAGAGGGAUACUUUCUGAAUUUGAAAACGCAGUUCUUCGGGAGCCUUCAAGAGUUCCAGUCCCAGGAGGGACCAUUCAUCCAUUGACAAGGUAUGUGAUGAAUUACAUCAGUUUGAUCGCUGAUUACAAACGCACUUUGGAUGAACUGAUCAUCUCGAAUCCUGCAACUGGUUCAAGAGAUACAAAUGACCCAAACACACCUGAUAUGGAUUUCACCGAAGUAGAUGGAAAUGGAAAACCCCCUCUGUCCCUUCACUUAAUUUGGAUAAUCGUUGUCUUACAAUUCAACUUAGAAGAGAAAUCUAAGCACUACAAAGAAACUUCAUUGGCACAUCUCUUCAUGAUGAACAAUUUGCAUUACAUUGUCAAGAAGAUCAAAGGGUCACCUGAGCUAAGAGAGAUGACUGGGGAUCAUUACUUGAAGAAGUUAACUGGGGGGUACUUGCAAGCGGCUAUGAAUUACCAGAGGUCGACAUGGGUGAAGGUUUUGUAUUGUUUAAGAGAUGAAGGAUUGCACACUGGUAGCUUUUCAUCAGGGGUAUCAAAGACUGCAUUGAGAGAGAGGUUUAAGAGCUUCAAUGGUAUGUUCGAAGAGGUUCAUCGGACACAGGCAAGUUGGUUGAUACCAGACGCUCAGCUUCGCGAAGAGCUAAGGAUAUCCAUGUCGGAAAGGUUGAUACCUGCUUAUAGAUCAUUUCUUGGACGGUAUAGGAGUCACAUUGAGAGCGGGAGGCACCCGGAGAAUUACAUCAAGUACUCAGUUGAGGAUCUUGAGAAUGCUAUUCUCGAUUUCUUUGAGGGAAUCCAUGUCUCACAGUUCUUGAAGAGGGCAUCUCACUAGCUAGGGGAGGGGGAGGGGGGAUUUGGUAUGUGAGUUUUAUUCUAUUUAUUUCUAUUGUUCUCUUUAUUAUCAAUUAAGGAGUAGAAUCUAGGGAAAAAUUCUUUGAUUCUUUGUGGAGUGUGCAGGAGAAUAAGGCAUUUCAGCGAGUUUCAAAAGAUGUUUGAAGGGAUUGUUUAUUGUAUUUGUAUGAAUGAAUGAACUUUGAACUGAAGAAUGAUGACGUGUGAAGGCAUAGCUUCUGUUCUCCCGUCUGAGUUCGUGAAAAAGGUGCUCCAGUUUUUUCAAUGUUAUACUUUUAGUUGUCAUUUCACCUUUAUUUGUUCUUUUUGGGCAUGUGAAGAUGUUGUACAGUUGUAUCCAGUAUUAGUCAACUGAAUGGAAGUCAUAAAUAAUAUUGGAGCAAUGUAUUCCAUCCGUGGAAAUAUCUGGUUAUGUUUUUCAGUCUGUUUUGUAAGACUUAAAUCAGAUGGGAGGGACAAAGUUUGCUAAAGUUUUGACUCAAACACUUGAAUUAUCAUCAAACUAGUUUAAAAACUGUAUCUUUAAUUAGAGAAUUGAUAAUAUCUAGAAAUAUGAAGAUAGAUAUGGAAAACAUGCAUUACUUUUGUCGUUUUUAGUUUUUUCAGCCAUCCCAUUGAAAUUAAUUGCUUAUCGGUGGGAAAAGGAGUUGGUCUUUUGUGAUAGAUCCGACUCAGGAAAGAAAAAAGAGGGUUCACCUAACUAGCUACUCCGCAUUAAUUUGUGAAGGUGGCGAUUUUGACUUUCGAAUAGUUUGCGUUUCAAUCCAUCAAACUGUCGUUGUAAUUCACUUUUACAGGUCAAUAUGAGCAGGCUGCGUUUAACGUGGAACUACGGCAAGUAGAAAUGGUUACAGGGUUGGGCAGUCAUUUUUGGCUUAUCACUUAUGAAUGAGCAUUUUUAUCGACACCUAUUUCUUUUUUUUUUUCUUCGCACAAUUAGGAGGUCGUUUGACAACACUGUUUUUCGUCUUAUCAACCAUCUUUUUCACCAAACAUGUAACUUUUGCUUUCGCGUGCUGAAUUGUGUAAUAAGCAGAAAAAGUAAGGUUGUAAUUACUUUUCUGGCUGUAUUGGCUGAGGUUACUGUAGAUGAUCAUUUUAGUUAUCUGUACAUAUAAUUUUUUCUUUAUUUUAUUAAUAAAAUAUAUUUUAAUUUUUUUUUUAAAUCAGCAGAAUCAGCCAAUGCAGCCACUUCAGCCAGAACUUCAUAAGUUUCAGCAGAAUCAACCAAAACAGCUGAUUUUCGUGCUACCAAACGGGCUCUAGGUCACUAUACUUCAAAAUUUGGUCAUCAUACUUCAAAUCGACCAAUUACACCCUCAAACUGUUUAAAAAAAGUCAAUUGACCUUUUUAGUAGAGUCUUCUUCUUCUUUUGAGAAGUGCUCACAUGCGAUCGCACCCCCUUGUCGAGCAUGGAAUCUCGUGGCACCGUACUCACAGCCUUCUGCGAGAAACUGGCGCCUUCACCUGUCGGAUUUUACCACCAGUUGCAGCUUCGACUCGGCGCUCACAAUCAUCUUCUUCUAUUGCACGCCGAUGAUUUACCAAAGCCUCUCCAAAUCUGCUCCAAUUCUUCACUUGAUUUUCGCCAGCCAAAGCAUUUAGUUCUGAACGAAUUUGCUCUGUGUCCAGGUGAAACCUUUGACGGAGCUCCUGUCAUUCCGGCGACUAGAACCCUAGUUGGUUGUCUGGGCAGCCUCUCCAAGCAGAAACUCCACACACAAUUCACAACAAGGUAUAAGUCUGGAAAGAUUUAGAGUUACGAGCAGACCAAACUAUGUAUAUAUCCACGCUGAUUUCUCUUGGUUAAUUCUCCACCGCCGUCGAGACAUCCUGAUUCAACCUUCGCCUCAAUUAUCGUCCUUCUGCUUCAGUUUCCGUCCUCAUAUCUUGAAUUUGAUACAAAGCAGAAGAGAGGGCACUAUACGAAGAUGGAAGCUUAAUAGAAAGUGUUUUUGGCUUGUUACAAAGUAAACGAUGACAACAAAUAAGUAUUUUGGUGAUACGAAGACUGAAAUAUCUUUUCUCUUCAAAUUAAUUUCAUUUAUCUGAGAAUAUGAGAUGUAUAUAUAUGUGGGUCACCAGACUGGCAGUCCACGUAUGAACUUAGCCGGCAAACUUGGUGUUUACGUACUGAACUGUGCAA